Molecule: messenger RNA, 930 nt
Organism: Cynara cardunculus var. scolymus (artichoke)
Lineage: Eukaryota; Viridiplantae; Streptophyta; Magnoliopsida; Asterales; Asteraceae
Product: elongation of fatty acids protein 3-like
Exons: 1
Coding region: 1-930 (309 amino acids)
Biological process (GO): fatty acid elongation, polyunsaturated fatty acid; fatty acid elongation, monounsaturated fatty acid; very long-chain fatty acid biosynthetic process
Cellular component (GO): endoplasmic reticulum membrane
Molecular function (GO): fatty acid elongase activity
Source: RefSeq, a predicted model, not a curated record
AUGACCCGAGAAACAUUAAUUUAUUACCUAUCGGAACACCCUGAGAUCGUCAAUUUCAGGUGGAGUCAUACCCAAUCAUGGGGCUCCACGUGGUCUUUCCUUUUCACUUCCAUCUUCACCUACGUUUUCCUUUCCCUUCUCCUGCACCUCCUCCUCCUCCCACGGCGGCGUCCGGUGCCGUUGGGACCCAUUCCGGCGUUGCACUCCCUUUUCAUGGCGUUAAUCUCCGUCACCAUCUUCACCGGCAUCCUUUUCUCGGCGGCUGCGGAGAUCCGUGAUACGCGAUGGUUCUGGCGACGAACCAAAACCACACCUUUUCAAUGGUUCUUAUGCUUUCCGUUAGGCACGCGUCCAUCGGGUCGGGUUUUUUUCUGGUCGUAUAUCUUUUACUUGACCCGUUUCCUCCACACGCUCCGAACGUUUUUCGCCAUCCUCCGCCGCCGGAGCCUCUCAUUCUUCCGCCUCUUCAACCACUCCAUCCUCAUCCUCAUGUCGUUUCUCUGGCUCGAAUUCUCGCAAUCGUUUCAAAUCGUCGGAAUUUUGAUGACGACGUCCAUCUACGCCGUCGUCUACGGCUACCGAUUCUGGACCGCGAUCGGACUCCGGAGCGCUUGUUUUCCGUUCGUUAUCAAUUGCCAGAUGGCUUUACUGGCGUCCAAUCUCAUUUGCCAUGUCGGAGUUCUUCUUCUCCAUUUGAAGAAAGGUGGGUGUAAUGGAAUUGGAGCAUGGUGGAUCAAUUCGGUGCUCAACGCUGCAAUUUUGCUACUUUUUUUGAAUUUCUACGUGAAUAGCCACCUGAAGGAGCGGAGGAAGAACCCAUCACCGUCGCCGGAACCCCAUGAUCACGGCGCUGCAAAAGGUAAUGCUGUUCCCGCCACCGUGGAAGCCGAUCUUAUUGGUCGGGGCGACACCAAAGACAAAGACAUCUAA